This is a messenger RNA of Camelus dromedarius (Arabian camel), 1190 nucleotides long. It is a transcript of the gene GCSH, whose product is annotated as glycine cleavage system protein H. Gene Ontology annotation, biological process: protein lipoylation; glycine decarboxylation via glycine cleavage system. Gene Ontology annotation, cellular component: glycine cleavage complex; cytoplasm; mitochondrion. The coding region runs from base 117 to 638 and encodes 173 amino acids. The record is from RefSeq and is a predicted model, not a curated record. Lineage: Eukaryota; Metazoa; Chordata; Mammalia; Artiodactyla; Camelidae. The transcript is spliced from 5 exons.
AUCCCGGUCCAGCCAGCUCUCUCCGGCUAGCUCCGGCCCGGGGCCACCCCCGUCCCGCCCCCGCAAAGCCGGGGUACCCAAGGUUCUGCGCCGCGACCCUCCGCACCCCUGCGAACAUGGCGCUGCUAGCGGCGCGGAGCGUGCGGGCCGCAGUCUGCAGCCUGCGCGCCGUCUCUGCGCCCGCCGCACCCUGCCUGCCGCGGCCUUGGGGGCUGCGGGCGGGCGCCGUCCGGACGCUGCGCACCGGCCCGGCUCUGCUCUCCGUGCGUAAAUUCACAGACAAACAUGAAUGGAUAACGACAGAAAACGGUGUUGGAACAGUGGGAAUCAGCAAUUUUGCACAGGAAGCUUUAGGAGAUGUUGUUUACUGUAGUCUGCCUGAAGUUGGGACAAAAUUGAACAAACAAGAGGAGUUUGGUGCUUUGGAAAGUGUGAAAGCUGCUAGUGAACUCUAUUCUCCUCUAUCUGGAGAAGUUACUGAAAUUAAUGAAGCUCUAGCAGAAAAUCCAGGACUUGUCAACAAAUCUUGUUAUGAAGAUGGUUGGCUGAUCAAGAUGACACUCAGUAAUCCUUCAGAACUAGAUGAACUAAUGAGUGAAGAAGCAUAUGAGAAAUACAUAAAAUCUAUUGAAGAGUGAAAAUGGAACCCUUAAAUAAACUAGUUUGAAACAACUUAAUCUAGAUAGUUGUCUUAAAUUAGUGGUGGAUAGAAGAUUUUUAAAAAGCAGCUUUUAGUAAAAGAAACUACUUGCAACAAUGUUACCAGAAAAUACCCCUUAACUAACAGCAUCAAAUAAAUACUGUGCAUCUUUUUCAAAGCACCCUGUGAUUUUUAGGCUAGGCUCUAGUUAUAACAUUCAGAAUUUCUGAAAUUAUCUGUGGUAAAAACUAGUUAUAGUUAUAAAAAAGUAUGUAAUUGAAGGGUAACAUUGUCGUCUUAAGCCUUAUAUAAUAUUGUAACUUGCUUACAUACAUCCCUGGAUUUGGGGUGAAAAUACUUAAUGAUCUUCCCACUGGAAAUAACUGGCAAUAGAGAAAAGUUUUUGUUAGUUGUACAGUGUCAGAUGAAGAACAAACAGUACUAUCUUAAUUUUGCAAUAUUCUGUGUUUGCUGGUGCUAUUUUUAUACAAUGAAGCAACAGCCUUGCAGGAAAAUAAGAAACAGUUUAAUAAAAUAUUCAACUUCUUAA